This is a messenger RNA of Myripristis murdjan (pinecone soldierfish), 6463 nucleotides long. It is a transcript of the gene ino80da, whose product is annotated as INO80 complex subunit Da. The record is from RefSeq and is a predicted model, not a curated record. The transcript has 10 exons. Lineage: Eukaryota; Metazoa; Chordata; Actinopteri; Holocentriformes; Holocentridae. Bases 718 to 3723 code for a protein of 1001 amino acids. Gene Ontology annotation, cellular component: nucleus.
CUGUCAGAUUUAAAUAAGUAAAUUGUGUGAUUGCAUUGUGGCAAUCUCAGUCUUAGUAUCCUGGCAUGCACUGGCAUUUCCGCCUCAACUUUCUUAGUUCCGACCUCCGACGUCUGAUUGGCACGUGUUUCAUCGGCAGUGAACAACAGUCGGCAACAGUGUGCCAGGGUUGAUAGCUCAUUCAUAUAGAAGAUGAUAGCCGUGGUCCAGGUGGAUGUCAGUUUCACAGUUGCUGGACUUGUCAGCCAACCUUUUUAUAACCCCUGUUAUUUUAACAUAAAGAAAAUGGCAACGACACUGCUGCUCACACACAGCCAUUCCCUAUACAAGAGAUAACAUUGCACUUAUACACUGCUGUGGCUUUUACAAAGUUGAAUUUCCAAUAUGGUAGGAGAGGUUGUUGUUGUUCAGUGGACUGUUGUCAUGUCCCCGCAGUGCCUGUAGUGGUGCUGUGAGGAGUCUGCUGUGGACCCAACAAAAAUCCUCAGCAGCCUUCCUACUGCUAAUAUUGCUGUGGAUAAUCUAUAUUUACAUGCAUCUGUAUUUCAAGAUACACUGGGUUCGAUGAAGAUCACUGUUAGUAUCCUAAAAUAUCGAAUAUCGAUGCACAAAUAGCCUAGCUGAUUCUAAUAGACAUUUCGGCCGUCUGUCUGGAGCGAAUACCUUACACAGCCCAUACCAAUUCAAGCUGAUGUUUUCAAGGACAAGAGUCACGUGAUGUAUGAAGGCAAACACAUACACUUCUCGGAGGUGGACAAUAAGCCAUUGUGCUCAUACAGCCCCAAGCUCUGCAAGCAGCGCAGACUAAAUGGCUAUGCUUUCUGUAUCCGGCACGUUCUGGAGGAUAAGACUGCCCCCUUCAAGCAAUGUGAAUAUGUGGCCAAGUACAACAGCCAACGAUGUACCAAUCCAAUCCCUAAGUCUGAGGACCGCAGAUACUGUAACAGCCACCUGCAGGUUCUGGGCUUUAUCCCCAAGAAGGAACGGAAAAAGAAACAUGAUGCUUUGGAGGAAAUGCGCUCACGGCCUCACCUGGAGUCAGUGGCUCUAAAUAUAACUGUGCCCUCACUAGCUCUGAAAGCUCCCAAUGGUCUGGAUGAGCUUCCACCCUCUCCUCCCUGUACACGCCUGUUACCCCUUCCAGAUGGGGAACUCCUGGACCCUUUUGCCUUUUAUGAGGAUGAUACAGAUGGGGAGGAGGCGGGUACUCCUCGGAAGGGUGCCACCGUGAAGAAAAAACUACAGAGCCGGCUGGUGCUUAACCAGAAACUCUACCAUGACACUGACCUCUUCCAGCCACCUCCUGAGCACUUUAGCCCCUCCCCUGUGCCCCGUGUCCACCCCUCUUCCCCACUCAACACUCACCAUCCCCGUCAGCAGUCAGGACUUCUCCAGCCCCUCCAGCACUCCAACGUGACUUCCUUCAUCUUCCCAGGACAGCCGCAGGGUUUAAUAUGCAAUCCAGCACCACCUCAGACACCCAACUUUCUGCCUCCAGGGAUGCCCGCUAAUGCAGCACCCAGUCCGACGCAACCCUCUGGGCCAUCAGUCAACAGAAAAACACCUUUCACUGCCACUCACUUGCCUACCAGUUGCAGGGACAGUGGCAGUAACCCUCAGCGGCAUGUGGUCGUCAUGCGUCCUGCUGCCUUCUCACCGCCUGCUGCCUGCCUGGCCAGGUUGCAACAUCUGGUUCAGCUCUGCGCCAAGAGACACCAGGAGCACGGAGACCUCUUCCCUCAUCUAGGACUGGAUUGGUCAGAGGACAGCGCAGACGAUGAUGAAGAGGAGGCAGAGAGAGAUCUUCCUUUCCAGAGCUCUUGGAGACUGCAGGAUGGGCUGGAAGAAGAAGGUGGUUCCUCACGGAGGGCACGGCUACUCAGGCUUUGCACGUACCUCCAGGAGAAAUACAAGCACAUGUGCAGGCAGGAGAGGGCAAGCAUCCGGCAGAAGAGAUACCGCUAUGCCUUCCGCAAAGCCUUGCUGCACGCUGCCAGUAAAGACCCUGACUGUGCUGGGCAGCUGAUCCAGGAGCUGCGCAGUGUCUCUCAGACCUCAAGUGUGGUUCCAGCAGGGCAGCAGGACACAGAGACAGGAAUCUGCACUGGCAGCACCAAGGGCCAGGCUUGCAACAACAGAGCUCUGCCCUUCACUCGACACUGCUUUCAGCAUAUACUGUUGAAUCGUUCCCAGCAGCUCUUCUCUAGUUGCACAGCCAAAUUUGCAGAUGGUCAGCAGUGCUCUAUUCCUGUGUUUGAUAUCACGCACCAGACACCACUCUGUGAAGAGCAUGCCAAAAAGAUGGAUAACUUCCUGCGUGGGGACGGUAACCGACGAGUGCAGCACCAGCAACAGCAGCAGCGUAAGCCACGCAAAAAGACCAAACCCCCGGCGCUCACCAAAAAACACAAGAAGAAGAGGAGGAGAGGGCCGCGGAGGCCCCAGAAACCCAUCCCUCCGGCAUUACCCCAGGGGAACCUGGGAAUGCCAUCUACCAGCCUAACCAUGCCCUCACAGGCCAGCAUCAGGAGCCCUUCAACCCCAGACCUGAGCACAGAGGAGCUUCCUGAUGACAUCACCAAUGAAAUGGCAGACAUUCCAAAUGACCUUGAGCUAAACCAGGAGGAUUUCUCUGAUGUGCUACCCAGACUCCCCGAUGAUCUGCAGGACUUUGACUUGUUUGAAGGUAAGAAUGGGGAGCUGCUGCCUACCACAGAGGAGGCCGAGGAGCUGGUGCGUGCACUGCAGGCGAUGGGGUCCUACCCAGACUCUUUGGUGUGCCUGACCUCCAUGGGGGACCUGGCCCCUUCUGAAGGAGUGGACCAUCGAGCCAUGGCUGUAUUCCCAGGGCCGGUCCAGCCAGGGGGCAUGGGGGACCUGCUGAACAGCCGCAUCCCUACAGAGAACUUCACCAGCCUGGAGCUGGAGGACAAUCUGCUGCAGUCUGCUGGGAGUCACUUCCCCCCCUCACCACCCUCUCAGCCCUCUAACCAGCCCCCGACCUCAUGUUCCAACUUGACCUCAUCUUCCUCCACAGUAGCCCCUUCCACCACCAGCCUGCUCACUCAGAGCCCCCUAACAGAGCGAACGUUCUCACGGACACACACAUCCCACGUCCUGGCCAAGUCAGAUGCACCCACGUCAUCUCCGCAAGGCAGCCACUACAGCAGUGAGCAUGUGCCAUCCCCAUACAGUGACCACAUAUCUUCACCCCAUGCCAGCUCUUUCCAGACAGACACCCCUCUCCUGUUGGAAGUCCCUCUGAGCGGGGUACCAGGACCCCCACGCUCCUCAUGGAACAAUCUCCCUCUUCCCAUCACCGACCCUGCGCAGUUCGGCAACCUCAUAGGAUCAGAAAGUCAUCUCAUUUCCACUUCCCUGUCGACUCCCCCUGCCACCACCCACUCAGUGACCCUGCAGCCCAUGGCUGCCCUCUCAGUGAUGCCCCAGAGUGGCUUGACAGGUUUAACUACGCCCCCUGCCCCUUCGCCUUCCCUCUCACCCUCGUCCUCACCACAUGAUCUUCUCACCUCCACGCAGCCCAAGCAGCAGCUCCCUCAGUUCAGCGCGGCCUUUGGCCAUCAAUUGGCCUCCCAUAGCGGCAUCCCGAAGGAUGUUCAGCCCACCCACAGCUCCACAGCACCCCCCGCUGGCUUCUCCAUAGCGAGUGCCACUGCUGCAAGUGCCAACAGCACCACGCCCCCCUUCCCUCAGAAUAAAUGAGAGCAGGUGGCCUGCAGUGGCUGCAGGAUAGUCGGUGGACUCACAGUCACUUACAAUCUAAUUGACUGGCUUCUGAUUGACCACCCCUCUUCAUUUGCUACAUGUGUGCAAUGUGGUAAUAGUGCACUAUUUGAUAUGAUUUUGCACAACCUCAGAUUUUCCUUACUAUUUAAAAGUUAUUUUUUCUAUAGCCAGAUGGUCUCCAGGAUUUAAGUCAGUGUGAGUCCACUUUUUGAUCUGUGUGCUGCCCUGUGGCUUCACCAGCAGGGGGUGACGGGCAAGCAGACUUUGUGGUGGAGUGGGCUCCAUGAUGGAAUGAACAGUGAAAAUUGACAAGGACCUUAGAUGAGAUUAUCUCUAUCUAUCAUAGUGACAAAAACAGUGCUCAGAAUUCAUUGACUUAGAAGCCUCAAUCAGCGGUCAGUUUUGUUUGCUUUGCCAUUUAAGUCCCGUCUUAAAAGUUAUCAACUAUAUCCUGCCUUGCUCAUAUGGUCAUUGCAUUUUUGUUGUUCCAUUUGUUUCAUACACUGCUUUAGUCACCCUAUGAAAGACACGAGAGUAUAGGUUGUAAUGUUUGUGACUCAUUAUGUUUCAAGCUAUUUAACUGUUAUCAUGGAAAAGAAUCUUAUUCAGUCAGAUUUCACGGAAACAUGAAUUUACCAAAAUACUUUUAAACAGCUGUUUUUAUAUUGUGUAUAUAGUUGCUCUUUUAUUGGUUUGAUCAGACGUCAAGAACUCUGACCUCACCCUUGGUCGUGGGGCUCCAUAUGGGUGGCCUAGCUGACACUUGAAGGUAAAUAUGGUUUCUUAAAGCAAUAAACACAUGGACAUAACUCUUGUAUUGUAAGGUAUUGUAUUGGUCUCCACUUAAAUGUAGCUUCACUUAGUGAUCCAGGCUGAUGUGGACCAGGAAUAUGUUUGGGCCUAUAUAACUGUGUCAUAAACCUUUUUUUAAAAUAAUGAUUUCACACGAAACUAGAUAUUUGUCUGCAGUAGACCACUGAACAGACCAGAUGAACUUCUCUUGGGUUUUAGUGAGUGGGAUUGUAAGGCUAGGUAAACAACCUCAGUGUAAGGAUAAUGAUGAAACAUAAAUGAAGGGGCUUUUCAUUGUCUUCUCCCCAAGGUGCUCUCUGGUCCCCAUAUACAGUGGUCUUUACAGGGACGUGCAUGUAGUUCUCCAUGAGAGGCAAACUCUCGAAUUCAGGAAUCCAGCAGGGGAGGAAACCCCUUCUAAGAUGUCAAGGCCGACAUACCCAGUGAAGAGAAAGCUUUUCGAUACAGAGAAUCGGUAUAUGGACGUGCAUAUUUCACCCUCUGUUAGUUGUCUGUGUGACAUCUUGAUAUAAACUGGUGCGAUCUUGUCAGGUAUAGCCUUGUUUGUUCUUCUCUAAAGCUUAAUUACCAGAGGAGUUUUAAGGUCAGUGAUGCGUGGUAACCUGGGUCCUAUCUUAACUGUAUGUUUCGUGAGGAUUCUGCCUAUGCUAUCUGAAACCCCUCCCCUUCCUCCCUGUUAAUUUCUCAUUCAGCAGAACAACCAUGGGUUUUGAUAGAUACUAUAUUAGAAAUUGACAGAUUCUCAGACAUUGUUGAGUAUUAGGUAUAUAGAGUAGCAAUCUCUACCUUGGGGUUUAUUGGUGAAUUAUUGAGUAGCAAUGGAUUGAAAUUGUUAUUUGCAAGUUUUCAGUGGAUCCUGUGUUUUGUGGAAUGACGUUUGUUUUUAAUGGCUAUCAAAAUGGUUGUUAAGUCUUGAAGUUGGAGGGAUUGAUGUUCGUGUCUAUGUUGUCAUUUGUUUUUAAUAAUACUCGGAUGGACAAUAUUUUUGAUAGCUAUUAAACUCCAACCAGCAGUUCCUGCUGCUGAAAGUCUGAGAUUGCGUGGGGCAACAGCUUUCUGUUUGAGAGCAUAUCAACAUUUUAAUUAUGGCCACUGGCUUCAUUCUUGGUGGUAUGAAAUGACAUCCAAAUAUAUGCAUUGCGUACUUUUUGUAUUUUAUUUUGUGGAGAAAAACAGAUCCAGAUCUGUUGUAUUUCAAUAUAGAUUUGCACAGGAGUGGAUGAAGCCAGUAGUGUUUCAUAUGUUCCAAUCUGUCUUGCCUUUUGCUUGGACACUCAUUAGAGCGAACAGCUGCCAUCAUUAUCAGCAUUCAGCCUGCACCAGACCCCACUUCCAGCUGUGAGAAGGCCCAGUUCUUUCUCUCAGUUCCAAAGAGACAACACGUUAUUAAGUGUAUACACGUAGCUCCACAGGAGACAACUGGGCUUCUCGGUGACCACGGUGUUAAUACAAUGCCCCAUGAAUCAGGUUUGAUGGAAUGUUUCUUGAGUUUGAAGUAAGCAAGGCAAUACUGCUGUAUUCACAUAGCAUGAGAUUAGUCGCUGCACCAGUUUACUCUCCCAACAUCCACAUAGAACAAAGUUAACAGGGCUCGUAGGCACUUGUAACUGCUUGAAUUCAGAGACGGCUGACAAAUUCCUAUACUCAUUGAAUGUACUGUAUUACUGUUUUUAAAGAUGAUAGGAUGAGCUAAUAUUCUAGUCACCUUUUGUUAUUGGUCCUUGUUUAAUUUGUCUAAGGUAUUUUUUGUAUACAAAAGUUUACAUUUUUAUGUAUAUUUUUCUUGUGUACAAAUUAUGUAAUAUGUGUAUAAACACUGUAUGUAAUAUCUGUAUAUAGUGUGACAAAUUUGAUCUUUUGUUUUUGGAUGUAUAAAUAAAACUUGCUGUGAGGUAUUCGCUGA